This is a messenger RNA of Austrofundulus limnaeus, 1647 nucleotides long. RefSeq names its product ring finger protein 144B (gene rnf144b). Gene Ontology annotation, molecular function: zinc ion binding; ubiquitin-protein transferase activity. The record is from RefSeq and is a predicted model, not a curated record. Gene Ontology annotation, biological process: protein ubiquitination. Lineage: Eukaryota; Metazoa; Chordata; Actinopteri; Cyprinodontiformes; Rivulidae.
CCAGAGAUUCUUCUGCUGCAGACCCCGAGCUCGGAUCGGAGGUCUUCUGCAAGCUGUGUCUGAGCCAGCAGCCAACUGCAGCCGUGACAGAACUGCAGAGCUGCAGGUGCAUCUUCUGCACAGCGUGUUUGCAGCAGUAUGUCCAGCUGGCCAUAAUGGAGGGUGGAGGGGCGCCCAUCACCUGUCCAGAUAUGGCGUGUCAACAAAGCGGACAGCUGCUGGACUCUGAGAUCGRCAGUUUGGCAGCAGCAGAGCAGGGGCAGCUGUAUCAGCGGCUGAAGUUUGAGAGAGGAGUGAAGCUGGACCCCAGCAAAGCUUGGUGUCCCGUACUGGAAUGCCAGGCGGUGUGCAGYGUCCAGCCGAGCACCGAGGGCCAACCUGCCGCCGUGGCCUGCCCCACCUGUCACAACAUGUUCUGCUCCGGCUGCAGAGGCUUCUGGCAGGACGGCCACACCUGCCCUGUGUUGCAGCCGUUAGUGUUUCCUUCACCGUCUGAUGAAAGCAGUCAGUCAGACGUCUCCAUCAAGCAAUGUCCCAUGUGUGGGAUCUACAUCGAGAGGAACCAGGGGUGUGCUCAGAUGCUGUGCAAGAGCUGCAAACACACCUUCUGCUGGUACUGUCUGGAGAACCUGGACGGUGACAUCUUCCUGAGACAUUAUGACAAGGGGCCGUGCAAAAACAAGCUGGGACACUCCAGGGCCUCCGUCAUGUGGAACAGAACACAGGUGGUGGGCAUCCUGGUGGGGGUCAGCAUCAUCGUGCUGGUGACRUCUCCGCUCCUCCUGCUGGCCUCGCCCUGCAUCCUGUGCUGCAUGUGCAAGCCCUGCAGCAGCAAGAAGAAGAAGAAGCAGCAAAAGAAGAAGGACUUCAGUCCACCAGACCGCUCCGCAUCAUAGCAGCCCCUGCUCCCAUCUGCCUGAUCACAAUAACUCSCAUUUGCCAAGUGGAGGCCAAGGAAAGUAAAAGUGCCGAAAGAACUUAUGGAACAAAGAAGUAUUUCUURUUUAUCCUCAGACUAGAGCCACUUGGAUUGUGGGCCGCUUGGAUAAACGAGUCCAGACUGUCGUCCCUCUGUUGAGAACAAAUAAUUUGCCUUGCAGAAUUUAUCUUCAGAUGCAGAACAGAGCAGUGGAUUUUCCUGCGCAGGACUGUUUUUCUGUACAUGCACACUCACAUUCAGGUCAACGCCACCCUCGCGUGCCAAAUGUCAUGAUGCCAAACCAGAGGCGUUAGUGCUCAAAGUGCCUCUCUGUGCAGCGCCAGGUGCUUGGCUCAUUUUCCUUUACCUUUGCAUUCUGUCUAUAUUUUAUGCAACAACAAAGAAAUACACACAGGCCUGGGAAACCUUAAACAAGGCAGAACAUCCUUUGCUAACAGGAGAUGGCGUUGUGUUUGCACUUUAUAACCUGUAUUUAUAUGAAACAUGAUAGGGCUUCAGUGGUACACAGAGAACUYAUCUUCUGCAAACGGGUUGUUUCCACCUGGUUCCAGACCAAAGGCUCGAACGGAAAAAUCUGUACUUUUCUAAAAUGUGUUCAUAUCUAUUUAUUGAUUAUGUGUACAAUAUCAUUUCUACAUCUCUUGUUUGUGUUUCUGCCUUUUCUAAAAACGCCAUUGUAAAUAAAAAUAAACAAUGUGUUAAACCUG